Messenger RNA from Pseudophryne corroboree (corroboree frog), 6003 nucleotides. RefSeq names its product aspartate beta-hydroxylase (gene ASPH). The record is from RefSeq and is a predicted model, not a curated record. Gene Ontology annotation, cellular component: membrane; endoplasmic reticulum. Bases 204 to 3110 code for a protein of 968 amino acids. Gene Ontology annotation, molecular function: protein binding; peptidyl-aspartic acid 3-dioxygenase activity. Gene Ontology annotation, biological process: peptidyl-aspartic acid hydroxylation. The transcript has 30 exons. NCBI's taxonomy places the organism in Eukaryota, Metazoa, Chordata, Amphibia, Anura, Myobatrachidae.
AGGGAGCAGAGAGGGCGGGGCGUGGUCACGUCACUCGGCGCGUGUCUCGGUGCAUCCAUCCAGUACACUGUGUGACCCGGGGUUAGCAGCAAGCUGAGCUCACACAGUCCGCUGUCACCGGCUCACCGCUUCCCAUUACCUCUCAACCGCAACUUCUCUGACCCGUUCCCACCUACAGCGCGCAUACCUACCGCCGGGCAAGCAUGCCUCCCAAGAAAUCCAGCAAGUCGGCGAAGAGAGGAGACUUAAAACAUGGUGGUAAGAAUGGGAAGAAGGGGGGCCUCUCCGGUAGCUCGUUCUUCACCUGGUUCAUGGUGAUCGCUCUCCUGGGAGUAUGGACAUCGGUGGCUGUGGUGUGGUUUGACCUUGUAGACUAUGAAGACGUUCUUGGGAAACUUGGAGUUUACGAUGCUGACGGAGAUGGAGACUUUGAUGUAGAUGAUGCCAAGAUUUUGCUAGGACUGAAAGAGAGGACUGUGUUUGAACAGAACGAAGACUCUGAUGAGACAGAUAUCCCGGAAUCCAUUAAGUCAGGUUUGAGUGAUGCAGAUCUUAAAGACAUUAUUAAUGAUAUUCAUUAUGAUGAGUUAAAUGACAUUGAAGAUGCACUGGAUGAUCAUCAAACGCUACAUGAAGACGAUUUAGUGGAUGACUUUGAUUUAGAAGAUGCCUUGGAGACAGAAUAUGAUGUAGUGAGUGACUUUGAUCUAGAAGAUGCUGUGGAGCACAGUGUUCAUGAAUCGCUCAGAUCUGAAUAUGUUGAAGAGACAAAACAUGAACCAGAAGAAGCAGAACUGGGGACAGAAGAACCAGCCGUUGCGGAAGAAGAACCUGAAGCUGAAGAACAAGCGUUUGUAGAAGUUGAUGAACCAGAGUUGGAGCAAGAACCUGAAGAUGAUGAAGUGCAGGAUUCAGACCCAGAAUAUGAGACCGAAACUGAACAUGAGCCUGAGGCAGAAGUUUUUGAGACAACCAACAUAGAAGAAGAGGAUGAGGAAGUAGAGAAUGAGGAAGAGCUUAUACCUCUUAGAGAAGCAGAAGACAUUCAAACAUUUGCAGCAGUUGAGCAACCUGAAGUAGUAGUGGCUGAAGAACAAGUGGCAGAUGAUGAACAAGAGCCACAGGAUGACCAUGAAACUGUGGUGCCAGAUAACCGAGAAGAUCUUGAACUCUAUGAAGAGUCUGAGCUUUUGGGAGAGGAAGUUGCAGAAUUAGAGCCUGCUGAAGAAGAACCUGUGCCUGAUGGUCAAGCAGAUAGGGAAUAUGUGCCUGAAGAGACAGAGGAGUCCCCUCCAGAAACGCUAGAAGAAGCAGACGCAGUAAUUAUUGAUGAUGAUGAUGAUGAUGAUGAUGAUGAUGAAGAUGAUGAAGAAAACACCAAUGUAGAAUCCUUGCACCCGCCUGAGGAAGAGCAGAUAAAAGAAGCAGAUGAGCAAAUAGAUCUGGAUCAGCAUGAAGCAGCUGAAAAUCCAGUUGAAGAUGACAGGCCACAUGAGAAGGCAGCAGAAUCAAACUCCGUACCAACUGAGGAACACACUGAAAAACAUGCAGAUACUAAGUGGGAGCAGACGCUGUCUGUAGAAUCUCAUCCCCAAACAUCUGAAGAGGACCGUGCAGGCGCGGCGCUGACCGCUAAGCAAAGGGAUGCAGAGCAGCUCCUGAUGGUAAUGAAUAAAAGAUAUAUGUCUUAUAGAGAUGAUUGCAAAAAAAAGUUAAAGGAAUUAAACCUGUCCGUAAAUAUCAAUAUAUAUUGCUGUAUAGAGGGACCAACAGGAGAUGAAUCAUCGUCUCAGGAGAAAAAGGAUAAAGACAAAAAAAAGAAACCCAAGCUGUUAAACAAGUUUGAUAAGACAAUAAAAAGUGAGCUUGAUGCUGCUGAAAAACUGCGGAAAAAGGGUAAAGUGGAUGAGGCUUUAAAGGCAUUUGAAAGUCUGGUGACUAAAUAUCCCCAGAGCCCAAGAGCCAGAUAUGGGAAAGCUCAGGCUGAAGAUGAUUUGGCUGAGAAACUACGGAGUAAUGAAAUUCUCUUGAGAGCUAUCGGCUCUUAUGAGGAAGUAUCUGGAUUACCCAACGUGCCGAAAGAUCUAGCAAAACUGUCGCUCAAGAGACGAGCCAACCGCCAGCAAUUUCUAGGCCGCAUGCAAGGAUCUCUGCUCACCCUUCAGAAAUUAGUACAACUGUACCCUGAAGACAUCUCAUUGAAGAAUGAUCUCGGUGUUGGUUAUCUUCUGAUUGGAGAUAAUAAGAAAGCCAAAGAAGUGUAUGAGGAGGUGUUAUCACUAGAUCCAAAUAAUGGUUUUGGCAAAGUACAUUAUGGUUUCAUCCUGAAAGCAGAAAACAACAUAGCAGAAAGUAUACCUUACUUAAAGGAAGGUCUGUUGUCGGGUGAGCCUGGCACAGAUGAUGGUCGAUUUUACUUUCACUUGGGGGAUGCCUUGCAGAGAGUUGGAGACAAAGAGGCAUACACAUGGUACGAGGCUGGCCACAAGAAAGGAUACUUUGCCUCAGUCUGGCAGCGGUCUCUUUACAAUGUGGAUGGACUGAAAGCUCAACCAUGGUGGACCCCAAAAGAAACUGGGUAUACAGACUUAGUGAGGUCUUUGGAAGCCAACUGGAAGAUAAUUCGUGAUGAGGCUCUCGCUGUGAUGGAUGAUGCCAAAGGCCUCUUUGUUCCUGAAGAUGAAAAUCUCAGAGAAACAGGAGAUUGGAGUCAGUAUACACUGUGGCAGCAAGGUCGAAAGAAUGAUAAGUCAUGUAACGCUGCACCCAGGACCUGUGGUGUGUUAGACAGGUUUCCCGAGUCCACUGGAUGCCGCAGAGGACAGAUCAAAUAUUCUAUAAUGCACCCAGGGACCCAUGUGUGGCCCCACACAGGACCAACCAACUGUAGACUGCGAAUGCACCUGGGUUUGGUUAUACCGCGUCACGGCUGCAGGAUAAGAUGCGCUAAUGAUACCAGGACAUGGGAAGAAGGCAAAGUACUGAUAUUUGAUGACUCUUUUGAACAUGAGGUGUGGCAGGAAGCGGACUCUUUCCGUCUGAUAUUUAUUGUGGACGUAUGGCACCCAGAGCUCACGCAGCAACAGCGCAGGACUCUGCCCGCCAUAUAAACGCAAGCACAGCAAGUGUUCAGGAUCCUGUCACAUGAAGGAGAGCCAAGAUGCAUUCUUAAGCCCACGCCAUGCCCCAUAGUCACUGCUACCAAUAUACUGUGGGGUGUCCUGCCAUUCCUUUUAUACUGAGUAUUAUUUUCAUACCAUUGUGUAACUGACUUGUGUUUGUGCUAGUAUGUGAUGAGAUUAAUUGAAGGAGUGUAAUAUUUUCAUGUUCUCAAACUAUUUUUGUAAAGGAAGAUAAACCACUACUGUUUUAUAUCACUGUUUUUUUUCUUUGUUUCUAUUUAUGUACUAAUUUACUAAACUUAUUUUAUUGUUUGCUCACAUUUGCUAAAAUGCUCUGCACUAUUAACAAAGCGGCUUGUAAUAUAGUGGAUAAAUAUUCUGAGUGAUAUACUUUAAUAAUAUUUUUACUAUAUAUUUUUUUUUUAUUAACUUGCUGUUUAUCCUCUCUUAAUGGGAAACAAUUGUGAAACUGUAAUUAAACAUGCUCACCUAGGCGACAGUAUAGGAGUGGACUAUCCGCUUUGAACCAGCUUGAUCACUAUGAUUCCAGUAAAUGUCUGCAGUGUCUAUGAUAAUACUGGUUCCCGAUUGAUAAGAAGCAAUCUUACAGAUUUUAGUUUAGGUAACAGGUUCACUAUCAAUAGACAAUGAACAGUGUUACGUAGUCUGAUUACUUUAAUUGUGCUUAGACUACAUCCCAACAGUAAAUUAUGAUACACCAUAUCAUCUCACAAUCUGAGACAGGAUGUGGUAUCAUCUUAGAGAGGAAAUGAUUGCGGGGAAUGGCCGGUCUCCAGACACAGACUCUGAUCAUCGAGCAAUUGUGCGACUUCUGGCAAAUGUGUCCUGUCUUGGAAAUCUAAAUAAAUGUUAGAACUUCCCUCAAAGCUCUGUGGGUUAGUAAAAUGUUAUAACACAGCGUCAGCCUAUUUAUGUUGGACGACGGUUUUCAAUGAAAUUUUAGGAACCUUUGGCUUUCCAGCUGUCGCUGAACCCUGGUGCUCAGUGACUCAUACUGUACCUGCACUUUUCUGCCAAUAAUGGAAAAUGUGCCAAAGGUUACUCAUAGCCUGCACUAUUAGUCUGUGACUUUCCUCAUAAUUGUUCAGAUCAUUCAGAACUGUCUAUUGCAGUGGUUCCCAAACUUUUUUGAAUCACGGCGUUCUAGAGUAUCAGAAUUUUUUUCACGGCACCCCUAGGCCAAACAUUUUUUAUUGAGAGAUUUAGAAUAAAUAUUAAAUGAAGUAAAUUGUGUUUAUAGGUCAUCCUUAGGUUCAAUUGUGUGGUGUGGGACAGGAAUUACUUCUGUUUGUCCACAUAUUAUGAUUGGCAGCCACCUGCACUGGUUUUGCCUGUUACACUGAUCAUAAACAAUUUACAUUUGUCCUGGACCACCAAUCCAAGGCACCCCUGCAAUUGUCCUGAGGCACCCCAGGGUGCCUAGGCACACAGUUUGGGAACCACUGGUCUAUUGACUUGAUUUAGUACAUUCUAAAAUAACUGUUUUGUCUUACAGUAUUCUCAUAUUCUGUGUGAUGAAAACAUGAAUUGUAUUUUCUUUAGUAUUGAGUAAUAUAGCCCCUAUUAUCUAUAAAUGCCUUGUGUCUCAUGAUUCCUUUCUGUGACAUUCAGCACAGAGAUAAUUGUGAGGAAGAGUUUAAGAGACUUGUGAAUGUCCAACAUUAGGAAUCAGCAAUACCAUUUUCCUUCAAGAUUUAAAAGUGUUUAUUCACUUUCCUUUACUGUGUAAUAAUAAUAUGGAAGUGUGGUUAUGGGUGAUGUUGUUAAAAUCUCUCAGCUUUAACAUGUUAGCCUGUACAACCAUCCAUACCCUAUCCACACAAAUCCCCAUUGGCUGUUCCGAAUAUUACAGUUUGGUGUAGAUAUAAGGAAGUUCCUAACUUUACUAUUACACUGUAUGAAGCUUUGUUACCAUUGUGUCUUAUUGCUUUGCCUUGUAGCUAAUGACCCUUGAUUAGUCAGUGUAUGUUUCUGGAUGCAGUAAAAUUAGCACGUCUCACACAGCUACUGGCCAAGGAAGUUUUCUUUAUGGGUUUGUGGAACCUUUUUUUAUAUUGGCUUCUAUAUACUGUCUAUUUCUAUAUCUUUCUGGAUAUAGCUUCUACAGGCAGCAUCGUUUAUUUUUGUUGCCCUCGGAUGCAGCACACCUCUUCUCUGAUCUGAGACGCCAAUGUUUUCAGAUAACAGCUUUGUGGUGUAUAUUGGGGUAACUGUGAUAAACAACUUAGCCUGACGUUAUGAAGUCAUUUGACUCUUAUUUUAGUUUGGUUUUUAUCAAGGUCUCAUAAUGGCCUAUACUAACUCUAAAAGGACAGAUCUAGUGGCUUAGUCUAUGCUUUGAGAUGGGAUAUAGUUAUGUGACCGGCGGUCAGGAGACCGUCCGUCACAACACAGACGCCGGGAUCCCGCCCCCUCACAAUUCCAAAAGUUGGCAUGCCAAUUAGCAGGAACUAUUCCCACUCGCUCGCCCCAUCCCAUCACCCCGGGCAUCUCAAAGACAUCCCAGCAUCGGUAUAGUGACCGGCAGUUGGGAGAGCUCAACUCCAAUGCUCUAUAUCUAGUUUGGCCACCCCCAUGUAGGACUAAAUCAUUGAGGGUGGGCGAAAACCCGUUGGCACACUGGUCUUAUCUACUGAUAGGAUUUUUUGCCAAUCUGAUUGGCAUCUGAUUAUUUAAGUGACAUAUGUAUCAGGAUUUCUAUGUUUUCAGUGCAUGCAUGUAGCACUUUGGAUCAGUAAUUGGUAUAUUUUAUGUUAAGAUGGAGAUGUCAUUGUAUUGUCUUUCUCUGUCUACAUCCUGCCUCUUCCUAAUAAAGUGUAAUUAUAAUUAUAGUGCAUUAAAAACAGUGAUUCAAUUAUAA